Molecule: messenger RNA, 897 nt
Organism: Bacidia gigantensis
Lineage: Eukaryota; Fungi; Ascomycota; Lecanoromycetes; Lecanorales; Ramalinaceae
Exons: 2
Coding region: 1-897 (298 amino acids)
Source: RefSeq, a predicted model, not a curated record
AUGCUUCUCACUCCAAGCGUCUUGCCUAAAGAUCGCAAGCGACGCCGCAGUCAAAUCAGUAACAGCUCUACAGUCUCCGAGAACACACGUACUGGCUGUUACCCACCAAACACCUGGGACAGAGUAUCCAAGUUAUACCUCACCCCCCUUGCCCUUGAAGAACUCAGCCGCAGGACCUAUUACUUCGACUCCAUCUCUCCUUCCAUCUCCACCGAAUCAGAGCCGUCCCCGCAGACGACCCCUCAACACGCUACGCUUGCGCAAUUCGCCAGACACGGAGGGCCCGACUUAAGUGACGUCCGAGGCGACUACAUUGUACCCUCCAGAAAGCUUUACGCACUAUGUCUGCCAAACUUCUUCGCAGAAAGUAAAGGAGCCGACGGGGAUUCCAGCAUCUGUCGGCGACAAGCUUUCUAUGAUAGCGCAUUAGGUAAACGAAGCAUAACGAAACUCAUGGAAUAUGCCGAUCCUGCUGGGGAAAUCUACGAUUACGCGCGUACGUUUGUAUGCACCUUCUACGGCACUGAAGCGGUAUUAAGCAUUUUCUGCCUCCAUCGCUCGGGUCCCCGCAAUGAAACUGGCGAGAUUGAGGAGCUUUACGUGCAUAUGCACCGCCUAGGCAGUUUCGCUAUAGUAGGCGGCGCCGACACUUUUCGCCAGGGAGCAACGAUGCUCCGCAACGCGCGGCUCCUCGCUCAGAGUCACCGAGAUGAAAUCAUCCGAAAAGCGAACGAGAAAGCCGCUAAGGACACGUCGGAAAGUUUGCUGUCCACGCAAAAUUCCGCGUCCUUCGGCUCCAAUGGGAGCGGCUCUACCGUGACAGACACAGACCAGCUCUCUCCAGAGUAUGAGGCGAGGAAGAAGGCGCGAUUGCAGGAACGUCGCGAGGAAACGUGA